CAAUUUACCAACAAUUCUUACGACGACAUGAAGAUGGCGCCUUUAUGUACCAUUAUCCCUAAAUAUGUCUUGGAGGGCAUAAUUGAAAAAGGGACUGUACCACAGCACAUCAUAAAUCGCUGCCAAUCAACCAUCGAUCAAACAAAGCAACUGCAUGAUGCUCGUGGAAGUCAUGGGCAGAGUGUUGUAGCAGCGCAGCAACGAACCUCCCAAGGUAUUGUUCCACCUUACAUUCUUGAAUCAAUUGCUCGUGAUGCUGCCACAGAUCAACAACGCGAAGCGGCCCGUCAUACACUUGCACAAACUGAACAUCGAGUAGUGGCAGGGCAUGUACGUCACCUCAAGCGUACCGUCUAUGAUGCGCACCCUCCUCCCUAUGACAAGCCUCUGAUUGUGGAAGGUGGUGAGCUUCUCUCUGAGGUGGUGGAUCCAACCAAAAAUGCCAAUGAAUGCUACAUUGGGCUUGGCAAGACCUACGACUUCUAUUUUAAAUUUUUUCAGCGAUGUUCAAUUGACGAUAAGGGUAUGGAGCUCGAUGGCUUCGUGCAUGCUGGGGACCUUUAUAACGCCUACUGGGACGGUAGUAGGCUGGUUUUUGGCGACGGAGAUGACGUCAUAUUUAAUGGCUUCACAGAUGAGCUUGAUGUCAUUGACCAUGAGCUUAGCCAUGGUGUGGUGCAGUAUACAAGCCCAUUUGACUAUGAAUUCCAGAGUGGUGCUCUCAAUGAGUCUCUUGCUGAUGCUUUUGGCAUUAUGGUCAAACAAUGGGGCCAAGACACUCCUCAGACUGCUAAACAAUCCGAUUGGCUUAUUAGAGAGGGAAUAUAG
Molecule: messenger RNA, 828 nt
Organism: Penicillium taxi
Lineage: Eukaryota; Fungi; Ascomycota; Eurotiomycetes; Eurotiales; Aspergillaceae
Exons: 2
Biological process (GO): proteolysis
Molecular function (GO): metalloendopeptidase activity
Source: RefSeq, a predicted model, not a curated record